AUGAAGCUCAACAUUGCCAACCCCACGACGGGGUGCCAGAAGAAGGUCGAAAUCGAUGACGAUCUCAAGCUGCGUGCGUUCUUCGACAAGAGAAUCUCACAGGAGGUCAGCGGCGACUCCCUCGGCGAUGAGUUCAAGGGGUACGUCUUCAAGAUCAAGGGAGGGUGCGACAAGGAUGGUUUCCCCAUGAAGCAAGGCGUCCUCACACCUGGCCGCGUCCAGAUCCUCAUGCACAGGGGCGUGCCCUGCUUCCGCGGCUACGGCCGGCGCAACGGGGAGCGGCGCAGAAAGUCGGUGCGCGGGUGCAUCGUCAGCCAGGACCUGUCCGUGCUGAACCUGGUCAUCGUCAAGCAGGGCGACAACCACCUGCCUGGUCUGACCGAUGCUGAGAAGCCUCGCCUGCGCGGGCCCAAGAGGGCGUCCAAGAUCCGAAAGCUGUUCGCGCUGAGCAAGGAGGACGAUGUGACCAAGUAUGUCAACACGUACCGCCGCAAGUGGACCACCGCCAAGGGCAAGAAGAAGAGCAAGGGCCCCAACAUUCAGCGGCUGGUGACGCCCCUGAAGCUGCAGCGCAAGCGCGCGCGCCUGGCAGAGAAGAAGCAGCGCGUCGCCAAGGCCAAGUCCGCUGCUGCCGACUACCAGAAGCUGCUGGCACUGCGCAUCAAGGAGCAGAGGGAGAGGCGGUCGGAAUCCCUGGCGAAGAAGAGGGCUUCGCGGGCAUCGCAGGCCAAGCCGGCUGCUGCCCCUGCUGCCAAGGACUUCGCCUUCGUCGUGAUGGACUUGUCAUGGCGGAAGCUCUUAAUCUUCUCCGCUGUCGCGCGACUGCUCAUGAUAGCCUUCGGCGAGUGGGAGGACGCGAAUUUAGAGGUCAAAUACACGGAUGUAGACUAUUUGGUGUUCACCGACGCGGCUCGACUGGUUACCCUAGGUCGUUCGCCGUACGAGCGUUACACGUACCGCUAUUCGCCGCUGCUCGCGUGGAUUCUCGUGCCGAACGUCCUGGUUCACCGGCUCUGGGGAAAGCUGCUGUUUUCGGGAGCUGAUCUCCUGGUGGGCCAUCAGAUCCGAUCACUCCUGCUCCUACGUGGCAUCUCCGACCGCGUGGCAGUCCUGUGUGCUGCCACGUGGCUCUUCAACCCCUUCACAGUCACCAUUGCGACACGUGGCAACUGUGACGCCCUUGCUGCUGCUCUCAUCCUGCAAGUGCUACUGGGACUGCUGCAGGGCCAUAUAAUUUCUGCUGCUUUUUGGUUCGGCAUCGUGGUGCAUUUCCGAGUCUACCCGAUAAUCUACGCUCUGCCAUUUGUCCUCUACCUCUUCCACACUUAUCCGCUUCAAAGCAACCUUAAACGUGACGAUCCCAGUGACAGCAGCUGUGUGCCAGCUACGGAGCAACCUACAAACCGCAGUAGUUCCAGGAGCGCCAGCUCACCACCACCCAAUUCUGCCAUCCCUGCUACAGCUGCUGCUACAGCUAGCUCCAAGUCAGGACAAGAAUCAGCUAAAGCUGCUCUUACAGCCAGAUCACUGUCUCGGCUCGUCAAGGGCCUUCGAUUGCCGGUAGAGUUUGGAGUGGUUUCGGGCGGAACUUUCAUCCUCGUUACAGCGCUGUGCUGGAGACUGUAUGGGGAUCAGUUUCUUAACGAGUCGCUGCUUUACCAUGCGUCCCGAUCGGACCAUCGCCACAACUUCUCAACUCACUUCUAUGCAAUUUACCUGAUGACCAAUCAGGGAGCGCCAUCUGUCGCAAACCGGAUUCUCUCCUUUCUGCCACAGCUGCUGCUGCAGCUCACCUUCUCCAUCAAGUUUUUUCAGGACCUUCCCUUCUGCCUCUUCGCACAGACGUUCGCCUUUGUUGCGUUUAAUAAGCGGAUCUACCCCUUCCCGACUUUCCCCUUCACCACUUCUUCCUCCCGCUUCCCCCCUCCCCACCUCUCCCGCCGCCGACCUUCCGCGAUUUCAGGAUGGAAGCGGUGGAGCGAUUGGCGCACGUGGGGCGUCAAGACGCGCUUCUUGGGCGUGCCGGGGCACGGGCUGCGGAAAUGGGUGGACGUCACGAUCCCGUGCGGCGUCUCGAUUCUGCUCGACGUACCCGAUAUAAGCGUGAAGACGCUCACCGUUAAGGGCUGGCUCAAAGUUCUCGACUCGCCGUCGCUCCCGCGGAUCAACGUCAACGCGCAUUUCGUCGUCGUGAUGGGCCGGCUGACUGCCGGCGAGCCGAGCCGCCAUUUCUCGAGCCGCCUCACCUUCACCCUCUUCCCCGGGGACCGCAAGCCGUACAUGCUGAAGAAGCUUCCCCCGGCGGAUGCGGCGAAUCCCCGCGAUUUAGGGCACAAGGCGUUCAUCGUGGUGCGUUGUGGGAUGCGGUGA
Molecule: messenger RNA, 2370 nt
Organism: Closterium sp. Yama58-4
Lineage: Eukaryota; Viridiplantae; Streptophyta; Zygnematophyceae; Desmidiales; Closteriaceae
Source: the annotation of a GenBank genome assembly